This is a messenger RNA of Megachile rotundata (alfalfa leafcutting bee), 2379 nucleotides long. Its product is annotated as bestrophin-4. Gene Ontology annotation, molecular function: chloride channel activity. NCBI's taxonomy places the organism in Eukaryota, Metazoa, Arthropoda, Insecta, Hymenoptera, Megachilidae. The record is from RefSeq and is a predicted model, not a curated record.
GACAAGAACUGAAUGAAGGAUGACGGUCUCGUACCAGUACCAAGUCGCUAACUCAACGAGGGGUGGAUUUACCAGGCUACUUUUUAUGUGGAGAGGCUCACUCUACAAGCUUAUCUAUAGAGAACUCUUCCUGUUUUUAUCUCUCUUCGCUGCACUUUCAGCCGUUUAUCGUUACUUGCUAAAUCCCAAGCAAAAAAAAGAAUUUGAGAAAAUCGUUAUUUACUGUGAUAACUUCAUCAAUUUAAUUCCGUUAAGUUUUGUUCUUGGAUUCUACGUAUCUUAUGUUGCACAAAGGUGGUGGCAACAGUAUCAAGCAAUACCUUGGCCUGAUAAAGUGAUGCAUUUAAUCGCAUUGUACGUUACGGGGAACGACGAGUAUGCUCGCGUGCUUCGAAGAAGCAUGAUGCGUUAUUUGAACCUUUCCUUGAUAUUGGUUUUACGUUCAAUCAGUUCAGCAGUAAAGAAACGUUUUCCGACACUGGAUCAUGUAGUUGACUCUGGUUUUAUGACAUCUAUAGAAUUAGAAUUAUUUCUGGCAGUACCAAGUUCAGAAUUUAAUACCUAUUGGAUCCCAUGCACAUGGUUUAUCAAUCUGCUGAAAGAAGCACGUCAGAAUCAUAGAACUCCUGAUCCCCAAGGAUUAAAACUGAUCAUGGAAGAAUUCAAUGAAUUUCGUACGAAAUGUGGCAUGCUAUGGAGCUUUGAUUGGAUAUCAAUCCCUUUAGUUUACACGCAAGUAGUUACACUGGCGACAUACAGUUUCUUUGCUGUAGCUUUAAUAGCGCGACAAUACAUUGAUGGCAAAGAGAAACAAUUUCAAUUGCAAAUUGAUAUUUACGUUCCUGUUUUUACCAUCCUGCAAUUCUUCUUCUUUAUGGGUUUAUUGAAGGUGGCAGAACAGUUAAUUAAUCCUUUUGGUGAUGACGAUGAAGACUUUGAACUCAACUGGAUAAUCGAUCGUCACACAAAGGUGUCGUAUCUUGGAGUAGAUACACUCAUGAAUCGUUGUCCGCCGCUGGUCAAAGAUAUUUACUUUGACAAUGAAAAUCUAAUUUUGCCGUACACUGAAGCAGCAGCUGCUUAUAAGAAGAAAACGUAUCGUGGUAGUGUGGCAAAUAUGACAGUACCUGAAGAAAAGCAAACUAUGUUCUUGCCAGAUGUUAUAGAAGAAGAUGAGGAGGAGGUGAAACUUUCUCACUAUACAUCAACCAUAAGUUUAGCUACUCAUAAUGAAAGUCCAUUAUGCCAAAGACGCCAGAUCAGCCAGCGCGCUGAAACACCUACAAAAACUGAUCAAACAUGUCCAGAGACAAUUGUACAAUUUGAUAUUCAAGAACCAACGCAAGUAGAUCAGACAGACCGAUCUAGAGUAACAGAGGCCAUGAGGCGAAUUUCAAAUCUAGGAAGACAUUCGGCGUCGCAAAUCGAUCACACGCGGAAACCGUUUUUCAUGUUAACAAAAAGUCCUAAAAUGGUUCUGCGGCCUAGCUCGAGCACAUCCACUUUGUCAAAACCCACGAGACAAAUCAUUGAUACUCCUACGGUAUAUGUUAGCGAGGAAAAUCCAUGGAGAGAAUACACACCACACGUUGUGCAUCCACUGCCUUUAGAAAUGUUUGCUUUACAACAAUCUCCAGAUGAGGAGAAACAAAGUGAUUUUGAAAGUUCACAAUUACCUGAUACUCCUCAUUCAGACACGUGUCAAUCACACUGUCACCACACAAGCUCUUUGAAAUUGUCAGACACGAACUUAUCAGUUCCUACACAAGCAACGACGUCAAAAUCCACUCCUAAAUAUAUUAUUAGGCGACAUAAAUCAAUGGAAACUGGUAAAAAGAAAGGCAGUCGAUGGAAGAAAUUUAUGAGGAUGCAUCGCAAAGGAAAAGUGGAAGAUAUAAUGGUAGUGGAAGAAAUGAUACCUUAUACAAGAAGCUCGCCGAAUUUAAAACACUUGGACAAGGCUUGGCAGAGUUCAGUGAAAGAUACACCUGAUGACGAUACGAACUCUUCCUCGAGAGAAGAAUAAGUUAUUGAUUUGUAAUUAUAUAUGUGUAAAUACCGUUAAUUAUUAAAAACCAAAGGUAUAAAACAAAGGUGUAAAGCAUAAAAUACUUCCCAUAUUAAUGCUAUUAAUUAUUUAUGUAUGUAUUGCAACAUUAUUGUACAUGUUUAGGAAAAAGUGAAUUCGGUAUAAAAACAUAUUGCUAUUUAUAAAAAUUUCACCCGUCUAAUGUUCAUUACAUUACUUAAUUACUUUGUUCUUGUUUAAAAAACAAUGUCUUUUUUAGCUAAUUACUGACAAAACAGUAUACGUAUGUUUCAUCCGUUGUUAUAAAUUACUAUGAUUGUUUCAAAACUUAUUAACUUAUUUUAUACAUU